CCGCAAAGUCCUUUUUUUAAAAAUUAAAACACGUAACUCGACCCAUUGCCUCUUCCUUCAAGAGUUCAGUUUAUACGCUUGUGAUAACGAUAUAAUUAUUGACGUGCCCUGAAUCGAAUUGCAUUUCGAAUACUAGCAGUAGUUCGAUUGUAAACAUGUCGUCUGUAAUUCCUAGGGUGUCGCAAUUAUCUCAUCGAGUGAUUCGUAUUUUAGGGUGUAAUCCGAGUCCUAUGACUCUGCAAGGAACAAACACAUAUUUAAUUGGUACUGGUAAAAAGCGAAUUCUUCUUGAUACUGGAGAUACUGGUUUUCCAGAAUACAUUAAUCUGUUACAGCAGGAGCUUUCAGAGAAAAGCGUUGCUCUGCAGGAAAUAGUAGUGAGCCAUUGGCAUCAUGACCAUGUAGGAGGAAUUGUUGACAUCUUCAGAGAUAUAAAACCAGGCUGUAAAGUUCUGAAAUUGCCUCCUGCUUCCGAGAAGAAAGAUGACAAACCGGCUGAAAAUAUAGAUUAUACAUAUCUGAAAGAUGGUGACAAGCUGAAAACAGAAGGUGCUACCCUGCGGUAAGCCUUAGUGCAAAAUGUUGUCUAUAUAGAG
Messenger RNA from Limulus polyphemus (Atlantic horseshoe crab), 596 nucleotides. RefSeq names its product endoribonuclease LACTB2-like. The transcript has 3 exons. Gene Ontology annotation, molecular function: RNA endonuclease activity; single-stranded RNA binding. Bases 156 to 566 code for a protein of 136 amino acids. The record is from RefSeq and is a predicted model, not a curated record. Gene Ontology annotation, cellular component: mitochondrial matrix. NCBI's taxonomy places the organism in Eukaryota, Metazoa, Arthropoda, Merostomata, Xiphosura, Limulidae.